This is a messenger RNA of Lemur catta (Ring-tailed lemur), 1419 nucleotides long. Its product is annotated as putative protein MSS51 homolog, mitochondrial. The record is from RefSeq and is a predicted model, not a curated record. Lineage: Eukaryota; Metazoa; Chordata; Mammalia; Primates; Lemuridae.
AUGACGGCGCCUCUUUGGUCCCUGAGCCCUGUGGACAGGAACCUCUGCGUGUCGGAGCGCCUUACCAUGGCCCUGUGGGUGGGUGCUCACGCCGGGCCCCAGCAGCACCCUGAGGGGUACACGGGGCUGCUGGGCAGUGAGCAGGGCCCACCAGGUGGCUCUGUGAUGUGCUGCCUCUGGAAGCAGGCUGGCCCCGUGCCCGCCUCCAUGCUGACGGGAGCGAGUGAGACCGAGGUGCUCCUUAGGCCAGUGGCAAGGAAACGCCUGCCCAGCGUCCCACUGCGGGCCCAGCCGGGAUUUGGGGGCAAUGGCGUGGGAGGGACGUGCUGGACGCUGGCUGGGAAGUGCCCAGGCUGCCAGCGCUCAGCCCAGGGAAAAGCUUCUAGGGAGGGAGACAGGCACCCCGCCCUCGAUAGACAAAGAACACAGAAUGCAGUAGCCAUCCUAAAGAGGAAAACCAGGGAUGGAGAGAGAGUAACGGUGGUGGAGCCGGGCAGCCUUCGAUUGGGUUACCUCUUAUUCCUUCUUCCUUCAGGUGAUUUUGUCCUACCCUCAGGACCUUGGCCAUGGCCGGCUGAAGUUGUACAAGACUGAGACACCUGGUUUUCUAUGAAAGGGUCACAGCUAGAUGCUACACUGGAUGCUGUGCUAGGUAGUCAUGCCAUGACCACCCUAUGGGCCAGUGUAGGACGGCCAAGGCCAGACCCACAUAUCCUGCAGGGAUCUUUGAAGUGGCUGUUGACAGAUGCCCUAUCAAGGCCCUUGACAAUGGGCCUAGGACUUAGGGCCUUGGGGAUAAUAGAUGUUAGGAAGACUGGGGGAAGCACAGUACAUGUGAUUGGUGCUUCCCAUGUGGAGACAUUUCUUGCUCGCCCUGGGGACUAUGAUGAGCUUGGCUACAUGUUUCCUGGACACCUCGGACUCCGUGUGAUCAUGGUGGGUGUAGAUGAGGCUACUGGCUUUUCACAGAGCACCUCAACUUCACCCCUGGAACCUGGCACAAUUCAGCUUAGUGGCCACAGGGCCCUCUAUCAUGACUUCUGGGAGGAGCAGGUAGAGACUGGGCAGAUAGCCUGUCCAGAUUUGGCAGUGGCAUUCCAUCCAGGUUUCCAUUCCUCCCCAGACUUGAUGGAAGCUUGGCUGCCCACCCUGCUGCUACUUCGUGACUACAAGACCCCUACAUUGAUUACUAUUUACAGCCAUCAGGAAUUGGCAUCCUCUUUGCAGAUGCUGGUGGAAUUGGAUACACACAUCGCUGCCUAUGGGGCUAAUCCUUUCAUGUCCCUCAAACCUGAACAGGUCUAUUCCAACCCCAACAAGCAGCCAGUAUACUGCAGUGCCUACUAUAUCAUGUUUCUUGGAAGGUCCUGCCAGCUGGAUAAGAGGCAAUUGGAAGAGAAAGUAGAUGGUGGGGUUUAA